Molecule: messenger RNA, 1445 nt
Organism: Python bivittatus (Burmese python)
Lineage: Eukaryota; Metazoa; Chordata; Lepidosauria; Squamata; Pythonidae
Gene: WHR1
Product: winged helix repair factor 1
Biological process (GO): positive regulation of Ras protein signal transduction
Source: RefSeq, a predicted model, not a curated record
GGAGGUGGGGGGAGUCACUGGGGAUCUGGAAGUUAGGAUUCAGGGAGGGAGAUUUUUAAAUCGAGGCCGGAGAGGAGCUCGGAGGUGAAAGGAGGAUAAACGCAGGCGGCAGCCGGAAGGAAGGAGAGAGUUGAUGCUGGGUUGUGCCCUGAAAGCCUUUGCUAAAGAAACUGGGAGCUCCUGAGUCACCCCUAUGAAGCGGAAGCGCCAGCUCCUCUCUGAUACUUUCAAGGCCAAGAAGCGACGGGUGGCUCUCGGGUCAGAACCUUCAGGACAGGAGGGCCCGGCAGCAGUUGAAGCUGCUCUUCAGAAUUUGGUAUCUCUCUUCCCUCGAAAGUUAUUUGACGAUUCUCUGCCACCUUUAAUUCUGAGGCAUCAGAUCUACAGUCUUGUCAAGGAUCGUACGGUUGUGGACCGGUAUCUGAGCCAGCUGAAAAAUGAGGGCCGGAUCCGCAUGUUUCAGCACAGCUUUGAAGCGGAUUUUUUUGUGGUGGCGUUCACGGACAGCUACGUAUCUAAGGUGCAGGAGUUUAUAUCUGGGAAAGAGUUUGCCAGGACGGUGAAGAAGUUCCUAGAUUCGGUGCUUACCUCCUGCCCUGACAUCAGUUUUGACAAAAAGAGGAUGCUGAGAGACUUCAGCUUUAGUGACACAGAAAUCACGCAGCUGGUGAAUGCUGGAGUCUUGACUGUCCGUGACGCUGGGAGCUGGUGGCUAGCCGUGCCUGGAGCAGGCCGCUUCAUCAAAUCCUUCAUCAAAGGGAGGAAAGCUGUCUUGGGUAUGAUCCAGAAAUCCAAGUACAAGGAAGUCCUACUGUCUGAUUUGCAGAGCCGCCAAGCGCCAAGUGCUGUGAAACUCGGCCUUCCCUACCAUAUUCAUGAUAUCAUUGGAGCCCAGCUGGUUGACUGUGUGCCAACGACCUCUGGGACCCUUCUGCGACUAACAGAUGAUUGAAGAUGCGUCACUUCACCAUCAAGCAGAGAACUGUGCCUAAGAUAGAUUAUUCUGCCUUGAGACAUUCACCAGUUGGGACUCAGGGUCUUCUGCCUGAACUACCAGCAUCAGUGGGAACAGAAGAACCUUUCCCCCAGCAAAGUAACCUUAACUGAUCUAGAACUUGCACUUAAGAUAGUAGCUCCUUGUGGGAGACCAUCUUAGUAGGAUCUGGACUGCCACAUAGCGACGGUCACACGCAUGGGACUGAGAGGAGAGUAAAAUAAAAUGAUGCGGUCUUUGUCCAUGAAUUACAGAGGCUGAAGUAAGCUGAAAAUACUCCCUAGUUAGACAUGCUCCCUAAUCAAUCAUUCCUUGAGUAUGGUGUUAGGUAUUUAUUCUGUAUACCUCGAGUAUGAUGUUAGGUAUGAGUUCUGUUACUUGGCUUGUUACAAAAAGACGACAUUUGGAAAAUGCCUUUAAAUGCAAUUAAAACCCAAAGGGGUGUGCUUGU